AUGAACAACAUGUGCCAAGUCGUCAUCCGAGACGGCAAUAACAUGAAAUAUGUGACGUUAAAUCUCUACAGGGGAGGGACGUUCAGAGCCGGGAGAGGGGCCAAUUCCAGGGUCCCCCAUUGUUACUCUGAAGCUCCCCACUCGGGGUCUGUCUCUCUCCAGUUGCUGGUCCAUUUCCCGCUGCUGGUCCUCCUGCUGGCUCCAGCGCCCACGGCCAAUGGCCAAGCCAUCCUUACGCAAGCCGAGCAAAAGUUGUGUGCGGACGAGCCCCUCCCCCUGGACUGCGAUGACAUCUACGACCAGGGCUCGGAGACGGACGGGGUCUAUCUCAUCUACCCCGCGGGCCCCAACACCCCCGUGCCGGUCUACUGCGACAUGACCACGGACGACGGGAAAUGGACGGUCUUCCAGAAGCGCUUCAACGGCUCCGUCAGCUUCUUCCGGGGCUGGAACGACUAUCGGUUCGGGUUCGGCAGGGCCGACGGGGAGUACUGGCUGGGUAGGGUCUUCCAGAAGCGCUUCAACGGCUCCGUCAGCUUCUUCCGGGGCUGGAACGACUAUCGGUUCGGGUUCGGCAGGGCCGACGGGGAGUACUGGCUGGGGCGGGGCCCGCUCCCCCGGUGGGACGGAGCCCCCCCUUCUAACCCGCCCCCCUCCGAUCCAGGCGACUCCUUGUCCUACCACACGGGGCAGAAGUUCUCCACCUUCGACCGGGACCAGGACCUGUACGUGCAGAACUGCGCGGCGCUCUCCUCCGGGGCCUGGUGGUUCAAAAGCUGCCACUUCUCCAACCUGAACGGCUUCUACCUGGGCGGGGCCCACCUCUCCUACGCCAACGGCCUCAACUGGGCCCAGUGGAAGGGCUUCUACUACUCGCUGCGCAAGAGCGAGAUGAAAAUCCGGCGCAUCUGAGCGUGUCGGACUGGGGGCCGCGAGUUCGAAUCCCGGGGGGGCGGGAGUGAGGGGCGCCCAUCCGAGGGGCUGGCCCCUGCCCCCUUGUGCCCCACUCUCUGUCCCCUAAUAAAACUCCCUUCCCUGAG
Messenger RNA from Pelodiscus sinensis (Chinese soft-shelled turtle), 1040 nucleotides. Lineage: Eukaryota; Metazoa; Chordata; Testudines; Trionychidae. The record is from RefSeq and is a predicted model, not a curated record.